Messenger RNA from Nelumbo nucifera (sacred lotus), 759 nucleotides. The record is from RefSeq and is a predicted model, not a curated record. NCBI's taxonomy places the organism in Eukaryota, Viridiplantae, Streptophyta, Magnoliopsida, Proteales, Nelumbonaceae.
AUGCAUGUUAGAGGCAUUCCGUUGGACGUAAAUGUUCUGUGUAGCUCUUUAGCUGCUUCAUCUUCGAUCAAGAUGCUGAGAUUUGAAGCUCAGUUGUGGAGUGAGGGACCUGAAUUGGUGCAGAGGAUGCAAAUGUAUGGGUUGGAUUAUGAUCACUUCACAUUGUCAGCAUUGCUGCGUGUAUGCACUGGACUAGCAGCAAUUGAAUUGGGUAGUCAAGUGCAUGCUAAUAUGAUCUGUAGAACUUCAUAUUUGGAAAGGGAUGUGUUUCUACAGAGUUCACUGGUUGAGAUGUACGGGAGAUGUGGGCUAGUUGAGAAAGCACGACAUCUGUUUGAUUUGGUUGGGAUUAGACAAGAAGGAAAUGAAGAGGGAAAAAGAGAUGUUUUUCUGUGGACUCCAUAUGGUAAAAAUGGGCGGUUUUGUGGUUGGUUGGAACCUGGUCCAAAGCAUUAUAGUCCUGUAGUUGACUUGCUUUGCAGGGCAAGCGAAUUAGAGAUGGCAUGGAAUUUAGCAAGUAAGAAUGCUAGUAAUAUCAUUUCUUUGUGGGUGGCAUUGCUUAGUGCUUGCAACAAUUUUGGGAACAUUGAACUGGGCAACUUGGUUGCUCAAAAGGCGCUUGAAUUAGAUCCUCAAAAUUCUGGAAUUUAUGUUUUGUUGUCCAAUCUGUAUGCUAGGUUUGGCAUAUGGAAUGAGAUUGAGAAAUUGAGGGAGUUGAUGAAGGAAAAAAGGAUUGAACAAAAAUGUAGGAUGCAGUAG